Messenger RNA from Cuculus canorus (common cuckoo), 6165 nucleotides. It is a transcript of the gene CCDC60, whose product is annotated as coiled-coil domain containing 60. The transcript is spliced from 16 exons. The record is from RefSeq and is a predicted model, not a curated record. Bases 242 to 2338 code for a protein of 698 amino acids. NCBI's taxonomy places the organism in Eukaryota, Metazoa, Chordata, Aves, Cuculiformes, Cuculidae.
UCUGUGUUGUUGUUAAAAAUCGACAUCAAAGCAGCUUUGAAGCCUCCAGGAAGAGGCGCUCCAUCUCGGGGUGUUCCUGGUUAGGAUCUCGGUGUCUCUGCCCCUCGGGGUUUAUGGUUGAGAGGCUGCUGGGGGUAAUUGAGUCCUUGCACAGUGUGUGUAGGUGGCAGAUUCUCUGCUGGGCGACCCUUUAGGAAAUGAGACAGGCUUGCUUCAAGCCUUCCCCAGGGUGUUUGUUUUCAUGACUGGGAAACAGGAGUUUUUAAUAACUCAAGGGAAAAACCGCCCAGGUUCUCUUUCUGGAAUGAUGCCAGUCCCAGAUGCACCCGAAACCUGCAGAGUUGAGGCACCUGUGGGAGCCCAGGCAGGGAGGAGCAGCAGACCCAGAGCACCUGCAGUACCAGAUCCACAUAGGAACAAGAAAGUCCACGUGCCGGUCACUGAGGUGUUGAAUCCCCGAGAUUUUGUGUGCAUUCAGGCUCUGCCUGACCUUGCUCAGAAGGCAGGAAAGGUCUUGGUCAGAGGCAGAACAAUCUACAGAAGCAGCGAACCUACAGGAGAACAAGUGUUCUGGGAAAACUACCGUAGGAGGCAAAAGCAACUCACUGAGGGAUACUUCACCCCCCCUGGGAAGCCUUAUGUGGAGCUCGGAGAGAUUCUCUACAUAGAACCAAAGAAACUGACCCUCUACUCUUUGGGGCAGCUGACACAGGAACCAGUGGAUAAAGAUGUGCAGGAAAAACCACCUGAAGAAGUGGCUGAGGUUACUACUAACAACUACUCUUCCAGUCGAGAGUCUGAUCUACCAGAACCAUCAAAGAAGCUCAUCCAAGUUAGAGAAACAGGAAAGGAGCUGAGGACUCUUAGCAAAGCUCUAGCUCGCUCAAGGCAUCAUCUCAGUUCCUUGAAGCGAGGUGGGCAAUACUUUCACGUACUUCGACAGGAAUCCCUGCAGAAGAAGAACACACUGAAAGCAGCCAAGCAGGCUCAGGGCACAAGGUGGAGGACUGAGUUACAGCCACCCGAAUACUCCUCUGAUGUGAAGGAGGAUUCAGAUGAAGAAAUAAACACCUGCUCUCUAACAGAAGGCAGCCACCUGAGGGUUUCAGGGAAGAAGAAAAAAAAGAUGACGUUACAGUCUUUCGCUGCUCUUUGUGCCAGUGUCUUGAUUCCAAACCCUCCUGGAGCAAAAAGUGAACAUCUUUUCCGACAGCUGUGUGCCAUACAUUGGCUUUUGGAAGCUUUGACUCUUGAAUCCAACAAUUCAAUGAGUUCUAUAUUAACCUGUUGGAAUCCAAUAAACCCUGGUGGCCGCAAAAAAACAGUGAGAGAAAUCAAAGAGGAAAAGUUAGCCACACUAAUGCAGGAGCUCUUUGUUACAAACAGAAAGAAAAGCACCUGGAAAGCACAAUACAGUGUGUUUAGAAGGAAGGUACUCCAGACAUCUGCUCUAGGUAUCCCUCAGCUUAGCCAUCAGUCAUCUCUGCACGGUCAAACCCCUCGUGGCAGCAUAACUUCCACUGUACCUUGCUCUGAAGACAACAUCAAGAUUAGUGUGUCUUCAUCCAAUGUUACGAGUGAGUCAGAACAAGCUAAAGAACAACCUCUCUUCCCCUCCCUGCAGAAAGGCACCAAGAAAACAGAUGAAGAGGCAUCAAAAGAUGUCCAUGGACAAGAAGUUAAGGUUAAGAAGACUGGACUGCAGCUUUUGUUGCCAGUGGCUCAGGAGAAUCACAGAGUAAAUAUGCCAUUCAUUAAGGACCGAGAGAGGACAAUAGCAAGGAAGCAGAGGCCCAGAAGUUGCCAUAUCAGCUCUCUCAUUAAAAGCAAAUCUAACUUGCGCGACAACAUGAGGCAAAAGUUUGCAGCAGUACAUGAAGCAGCAGCUUGUCGUUUACAUGAUACCCUAGAGAGCCUUGAGAGGAGUCAGGAAGAGCGAUGUUAUCAAAAAUACCAGGCUUUGAGGCACUUGAAAUACUUCACAAAAGACAUGGAAAGAAUAAGACAGCUGGGCAGGGAAACAGAAUACGAUGAAAGUGGCCUAAACUGGGUUCUUCUAUUGCUUGCCAGACUCCCCGAGUCUGUGAAGAGUGACCAUUACGUACAGAAAAUCUCAAAGAAACUGGAAAAAUAUGGCAAGAAUCCUGACCUGAAAAUUCCCCCCGACACCUUUGUUAAGGUUCUGGCUGAUCUACCGGUGUGGGAGCUGUGUUCUCCAGAAAUUGCUGCAGCUGUGGAGUUUGUACGUGAAAAUAUUGUACAGAUGCCGGAAGAGGAUUUCAGUGAGUGGCUUCAGACAAGAGUAACCCCACUCUGUGCACAGUCCUCCACGUUUUAAUCCAACAGCCAGACGAGAUGGUUUUCCACCUACAACUGUCUUCAAGCAUAAAAAUGCUGCCUCAAGGAAGACUAGGGAAGGGAGCUAACUUCAGGAAGACCCACUGACCACUCUUGCACAACUGAAAUUCGUCCUUCCUCAGUGCUCCACUGGCUGGAGUCAGCCAUAGAAAAUAAAAGCUAAAUACUGACUUUGCUUUUUGUAUUGUGUCUUGGACAUGCUGUCAAAUUUCAAUCUCAUCUAACCAUGGAGGAUGAAGACUGAGUUUCUAAUCACAGGUCAGGUCAUUUCUUCAGACAUUCCUCUAUACCUACAGUUUAACAAAUACUUAAUACGAUUUUACUGAUUUCCACAUCUAAAUAGCAUUGUCUCUGUUUACUCUUUCAUUUAGCUCUUCUUUAUAAAAAAUAGCCCAAGCACAGGGUAGUUGUAAGCUUUAAGACAAUUCUUUUUUAGCAUUAAUUCUUUUUUGUAAUUGAGAUGUUUUAUUUUUGCGUUGCAUUUAUUCUGUAGUUAUUCUGUGAUGAUGGAUUAAUUCUUGCCUUAUUAAAAUCAGCAUUGAAAAACCAAGCAUCCUCAGAUGCAUUUCCAGGUUUUCACCUGAAGACAUAUUUUCCCCUGCCUACCUUAUGUAUGUUUGCCAUUGCUCUGCUGGGUGAGACAGUAGAACAACACCCCUGAACUUGCAGAUAGUGCUAUCUGCAGGAUCUCUGACCUUUGUGAACCUGUCUGGGCUUAACUGUGUGUUUCAUGGUGGGGUCACAAUUGCUGAGUGAUGGAAUCAGUGACCCAGUGACCAUCUAAGCCGACGAUCUUAAUGAGUUGCUUACCUGCCUGCCAAAGCUUCCAGAGGACCCACUGGGGAGAAAUGCUGUUGAUCCUACAGUUGCAAUAAGGGGAAGGAAUGCCAGCUUAGGCCAGAUGCCUUGGAUUCUCCCAAAUACUUCCAUAGGCAAUCUCACAAUCUUCAACUCACUGCUCCUGUAGACCCUUUCAAGGUAGGUUAGAAGUAACCUGUUUAACACACGGGAGAUGGAUGCACCAAGAGUCCGGCCAGUUUGCUAAAGCUCAACAGAGUGUGUUGGAGCACGGCUUGGGUUAGUGUUCUGUCUGCUCAGCCUUCCUCCCAUUCUGUUCUGGUCCUUUACAACUUCAGCUAAUGGGCCACCCAUUCACAAAUUCCAUCAGCCAAAACAUACCACACAAGUCUGGGUUGGUCACUUGCUUCACACGCUGGAGGGGUGCUUGGGGGAUUCAAACACUGAACUUACAAAGAAUCUUGAUCCUUUUUCCUGCUGCCUGAUAUGUUCCCAGUGUGAUCCAAACCCAACCCUCCCCAGAUCGCACCUCUGUGAAACUGAAAUAAGAACAUUUUCCUGGGUCUUACUAGUAGCAGGGCAGAAAAUUGCUGUUGCACAAGAACGGCUUGGAUAUUAGUCUGGCAAACGUUAGAGGAAAACUCAUCAAUUAAAAUAGUAAGUAAGGCCUCUUUCUCCAUUCACUCUUCCCUUCUGCUUCACAAUGGUACUGAAAUCACCAUCUCUACACUCUUUUCAUAGGAAAGAUUCCAUCAUGGUAGAAAAGAAGCCAACCAUCCUAUUAUAUCAACAACAAUACUCCCACUGUGUUUUAUCUUGGACAUAAAAAGCAGCAUCUUAUAAAUAGAGAUUAUAAAACAAACAUCUCUGUCUUUCCUGGAGAUAGGCUGUUUGAUUGUAAAUUAAAGUCUCAAUCAUUGUAGGCAUGUUCAGAAAGCAGGAUGCAUCUUUCUAAUUAAGAUUUCAGCUUUAUGUAUCACCCGUCUGUUUGGCUGUCUUGUAAAUUAAUGGCAUUAUGCCAGCAUGUUUAAGAGAUGCAACUAUAUUUGGCCUCACACAUUAAUAACAGCAAUUCUUUUUUGCUAAGUUUUAAUAAAUAUCACUGUUGUAGUAUUGCAGAAGAUAAAAGCUCAGGCUCACAAACACCAGGAUAUUUGGGCUUUGGCUCCUAUUAAGUUCAAUGGAAAUGCUUUUAUUGACUCUGAGUAUCGAUUACUGUAAUAUCAGACUAAGUUGUUAUGACAAGUGCAAAGACGGAUCUUUUAACCAGCAGCUCAAUCUUUUAUUCAAAGCACUGAGUAUUUGUAGCCAUACUUUUUGCUAGGCAGCAAGCCUGCACAGAGCAAAAUAAAAAUACACUUCCCAGUAGGAAAGCUGACCAACCACCAAAAGAACGCAAUCAAAGAGAAAAAAAGAUGUGACAGAAGGAACGCAGCUGGGAAAGAUUCUCAGAUAUUCCAGCCUUAAUUUUCUCUCUCUGGUGAGUCGUCUUCUCGUGUGCCUAAAAGCUUCCAGCAAAGGACCAGAGCUGGACUCGUACCAAGGGCAUGAGCUUAUUGAUCUGGGCAAAUCCUUCAGCUGUUCAGCGGCAAAGAGGAUUCUGUACAGACCCCUUCUUCUUGCUGAAGUCCCCAUCCUACUCCUCUAUCUACAGACUUCCAAAAACUUUAUUUCCUUGUUCUGCAUGCUAAAAGGUUCAGAGACCACUUCAAGUGGCAUUUUACUGGGAAGCAUGUCUGAGUAAUGAUUUAAUGAUUUAGUACUCUUAAGGACUGGUGUAUGGAAAAUAAUAGCCGAGCUGGUUUGAAUCAUCAGAAUAGAAAUAAUGACACCAAAUGUGUAUGUAGAUAGGACUGUUCUUCAUCCACUGCCUGGACUGCAAUGGGUGGAAGUAAAGCUUAAUAUUUUCCACUUUGGCUGGAAUUGAGUUGCCUCUUUGAAAGUAAUAGCAGGCUCUGUGUCAGGGAAGGUUAUCUUAGCCAGCCUACUAUGCUUGUCAUCUAGAGAAGCUGGAAGAACACUUUUUGGAAGUAGAUAUCUUACCCUCUCCAUUUCUGUUACAACCCACAGAAGGGUUGGCAUGGCUUGUUCCAUCCCAACCCUCAGUUCUUCUGAGUAGGAAAUGGGAUUUCCUCCUGUUUCUAAAUUUGCAGCCCUGUGUCUGUGCCUGGGGGGUUGCUUUUCUUUAGCAAAACCUUGUUUUCCUUCAUUUAACUGACUGCUGGCUGAAAGAAAUCAAUGUCUAACCUUCUCCUGAAAAGAUCAUAAACAGCUGAUCACGAGAAGCCGGGAGGACAUACCAGGGCCAGAGAAAAACUAAAAUUGCCUGGUUUCUUGUAUUCUUAAUCAUCUGUCAUUGGCCAAUGUCAAAGAUGGGAUGUAGAUGAAUUUUGGUCUACCUGACACCUGUGUUUUAUGACAAAAUUGGAGAGGGAGGGAGAAGUUGAAACUGUUGGGUAAUAGUUCAUCCAAUGUCACCAUAACGUGUCUGAAGUUGUAUUUAUCUAUUCAUCAGGGUAACAGGAAGGAUAUUAAUUCGGAAGUCCUUUCAACAGUUAGAAGCAAGGAAUGCUCUUUUACAGUUACACUGAAAAGGCAGGGAAACAGCGUUCAUUGCACUGAACCAGCCACUGAGUUCUGUGUUUUGAGGAUGCCACCACAGCUGACUCACUGUCUUCCUUUUUUUGCGGUUCAGACUGGAUAUCAGAAAAAAAUCUUUCACGGGAAGGUUGUUGGGCCCUGGAAUGGCUGUGCAGGGAGAUGGUGGAGUCACCAUCCCUGGUGGGAUUUAAAAGGUGGGUAUACAAGGUGUUCAGCGGCAUGGUUUAGCAGCAGAGAGGAAUGGUUGGAGUCGAUGAUCCAAGAAUCAUAGAAUCAUAGAAUAGUUUGGGUUGGAAGGGACUUUAAAGCCCAUCCAGUUCCACCCUCUGCCAUGGGCAGAGACACCUCCUACUGGAUCAGGGGCUCCAAGCCCCAUCCAACCUGGCCUGGAACGCCUCCAGGGAUGGG